This is a messenger RNA of Magallana angulata, 2425 nucleotides long. RefSeq lists its product as uncharacterized. The transcript has 3 exons. Lineage: Eukaryota; Metazoa; Mollusca; Bivalvia; Ostreida; Ostreidae. The record is from RefSeq and is a predicted model, not a curated record. Bases 177 to 1967 code for a protein of 596 amino acids.
UAUGUUAUUUGUACUUGUCGGGGGUUUGAUAAGAGACUUAAUCCGUGGUCCCUGCCCACUGUUGGGGGCUCAUUACCGUAUCCAUUGGUCACUGACGAACCCUGCCCAAUCUCUGCAAUAAUUGAACCUCAAAGACAUUUGUAUAGCGUUUAAGGCUGAGAAUACUGAGGCUUCUGAUGGCACAUCCGGGCUAUCUGCAAACGUUCAGAAGGCUGAGGGCUUCCGGGAGUAACCCGUUUGAUCCGCAUGCUCACAGUCAAUAUGCAGGAGAAAAACUUCAGGUUCGUCUGGUCACACUUGAUGAAAAAUAUAGGAGCCAUUUAUUGCACCAACAAAUCAAAGCCUUCGAGGAGAAGGUAUACACUUCUUCGGACAAUUUCAAUGUUGACAUGAUGCUCAAAAUGUUUCGAGAACUGGCCAGGAGAUGUAAAGGAGCACGCGAUAUCUACACAAUAGGAGGAAUUCGACAGGCCAUCAACCAGGAAAUUCGAAAACUGCGCAUGCGCAAAAGAAACAAGCGACUUCCGGUCUCCGAAGAUAUUGGAAACGAAGCCGACGAGAUGAUGGAAUAUUUUAAUUGGUUUUUCAAAAAUUUGUCUUACUUAAGGGAACUGAGAAACAACUUCGUAAGCCGCAUUUUUAACCCCCUGUUCAAAUAUUUUUAUAAUGUUUCACACAAUGCUCCCGAUCGUGAGCGUUCUACUGACUCGGCCAUGUCCAUGUCAAACUUGAGCGUGGCUUCCCAUCGUUCCAUCGACAGUGGCAUUACGGGUAUAUCCGGUUGGAGUUCAUUUCGCUUCUCGGACACAGAAAGUCAAGCCUCUGGGGAUGACGAUAUCCAUGCCGCCAGAAAACACAUGAUUUCAAAAGCCGCCCUGCAACUGUUGGGUCGAGAAUUACGUGACGUCAGGUCACUAUAUGACACAGCAGAGCUAGAAAAAACUGCCCAAAGACUGGCCUUGGUAAAAGAACAGCUGGAUUACCUCAUCGACAACGAAGACAACAUAAACCACGCUCUUUUCAGCCAAGACAGCGAGCGAGUGGUCAGUCAUCUGAAGGUCAAGAAUUCCCGGACCUACUUCCUGAUGCGGCUUAUUCCAGACAUUCUGGUUAAGUGCCAGAUCUGCGCUUGGUUGGCGAGAAAGUGGCUGGAGAUUGACGACAAGAAAACGAAGGACCUUAAAGAGAGGCUGACCAAACUUGUGUCUCUUGAGGAUCAGCUGUCUAGGAGGUUAAAAAUGCUCUCUGUCGACAUCCAGAAACACGAGAAAAAGCUGGAGAAAGAAACUAAUGAGUUACAGAAGCUCUUAAAACGCGAAGAAAGGACUAACGAACUCGAAAUGACACUGCAUGGAUACCAGAAUAGGGAGAGGGACCUCAAAGAGUACAUGCAGAAACUAGAAAACGAAAAGCAGGAACUCACCAAUAAGUUAAACAACGCGAUAAAAGAAAAGAGGACGGGGGAAUAUAAAUCCCUGCAGACCAUGCUAGAGAGAAAUAAACUUCAGAUCUAUGCUAUGGAGCGUCAAAUGGGUACCCUGAACUUCCACAAGAGUAUCGUAGACAAUGACAUGCAAGUGGAGCUAGAGGUGAAAGCAAAUAUCAUUCAUUUCACGAAUGACGUACAAGACCAAUGUGAGGAACUCGAGAAAAUGCUCGAAAAUGAGAAAAAGGAGAAAAGGACCAUUCAAGCCGCACUUAUCCCUAUUGCGCAUGAUACAGAGGAAAUUCGGGAUCGCCUACGCGAGAAAGCAUACCCGGUUGAGGACAACGAAGGUAUCGUGGCUCAGUACAUAGGCAGUAGUCGGAUCCCUCUGUCUACACUGAGUGUCAAGGAAAUAAAGCGACGGUUCACGGCCGAUAACCCUAACCCCAAACAUGUCCCAGUGUUCGAGAGCCCGCGGAAGGUUAAUAUCUUCAAAACAGAAAUUCAACCGUAUCCCGAAACCCCUGAAUACGACUGGUAGUAAAUCAUAGCUCCUUUUGUAAAAAAAAAUAUUUUCAUUGUUUGACUGUGAUAUCAAAUUUUUGGCGGAGAGGAGAUAACAGCAAUCAGUUUUAAGGCCAUCUAAAACUAACUCUUUCCAGUCACAUCAUUUUUAGACUGCAAAAAUACAGAGAAAAUUCGCGCUAUCUGACCCAUUCGAACAUAUGUGCAUAUAUAUCGUUCAGAACCGAUUAAUUUAUUGUUUUAAUAGUGAAUAUCUAAAAUCUUUUAGAAUCUCAUUUUUCCAUGUACGAUUCAUGUCACCUUAUUUGUUUAUAUCCAAAGCCGCAAGUUUUUAUUUAUUGGCUUUUCUGGAAAAGUAUAUGUAUAUUUAACGUCAGAAAUAAACCAUUAAAUGUAUCUGAAUGUUUAGAUAUACUAUAACUGUUGCAUCAGAUAGCAAAUCUUUAAUAAAACUGUAAAAACUGUCAAUGUUAU